ACACACAAAAAAGAUGACACAGACAAAUAAAAAAUAAACAUAAGACAGAAAGCAAUGAAAUGAAUUUAGUAGAAAAUAUCUUUUCCAUUCCAUGUAAAUUCUUCACAUUAAUAAAAUUUAGGUCAAUCUCGUAAAAAAAUGUGCCCUUAACAAUGUACACAGAGUCGUAAGCUGCGUACAACACAGUGUUGUCAGCUAGAAUUUUACUACACACCAUGAACGAUCAAGACUACGCCACAUACUUUUGUCGCCAUCCAGCAGUUUUACGCAAACUUUCUGGAAUGUGAUAUCCGUAUAGUAACGCAAGGUCAGAAUUGAGGUUUCUAUACUAUGAGCAGAAGAGAGACACGGACAAAACGUGGACGAUCCGGCAGCCCUCAAACAGGAUUCAGGUCUGCCAGUACAGGAAGAGGAAAGAAGAGAGCUGGACAGAAUCAGGAAGAUCCAGCUGAGAAAAUAGAUGACAAAGUAAAUGAUACCAGGUCGGAGCAGGGAACCAGUGCUGCUGUUGGAAGUGAGGCCCCUAAAGGGAAAACUGGAAAAAGUGUAAAACCAGUAGAGGAAGGCAAAACUAAGGAAACGGAGGGUUCAUUUCAGCAGCCGCUACCACCACCACUAUCACUGCCUCCACCAAGUCCUAAAUCAGAGGUCUUACCAACAAUGCAACGGAAAAGCUCCGAUGGUUCAAAUCACCCAAGUGAAACUGGUAUGAAAACUCCAACAGAAGAGAAAUUAAUUGCUAUUCCACCUAAGAAAAGAAAGAGUAAUGAUAUGGAAAAAGAAACAGUGCCACCCUCUAAACGACCUCUAAUUGACUUCAGUGAAUGGAUAAAUCAGAGAGUUCUAGCGCGACGUGAUGGAGUUUAUCAGCCAGGUGUUAUUAGAGAUAUCAAAAACAAUCGCCAUAUAGGAAUAUUAUUUGACAGUGAUAAGAACAUAGUGUAUUACAAUGAUGUUGCUGACCAGAGGAACUUUUAUGACAUCAUCAGUGAUCAUAGUCCAAUGGCUAUUAUGUUAGGUGUAGGUUCACGUGUCUGUGUGCGAACUCAUCCAGAGGAGAAGGUGUAUCAUGAAGGUCAGAUGGUGGCUAAACGUACCCAUCAAAUAGGUUACAGAGUUAGAACAAGAGAUAGUAAAUAUGAUGAUUGGGUAUCCAGAGCAAGUCUCAGACUUUUACAGCCGCCAUGGUAUGAAGAUUUAGAAGAAGGAAUACCAGAGCAAGAAACGCCGCCUCCACCACAGUUUAUAUCAACCCCCAUUUCUGUACAAGUUCCAGUACAACCCCAAGCUUUGCCUCCACACAUGGCACAUCAUUCUGAAAUAUCUCCGUCCAGUGUACAACGAUUUGAACGUUCUCCAUCAUUGCCUCAAAGUACAAGUAAUGAAAGAGGUGAUUCAUCUGAAGAUGAAAUGAAAAGUGAAGAUUUCUUUGAUUCCUCGGGAUUAAGUACACCUAGGUCUGGAAGUGCAACACCUGGAUCGGGGUCACGGUCACAAGGAAAUAGACAGCCACCAAAGAAGAGAGAAUCAGCAAGAAGUCGAAGUGCUCAGUCUGGCGAGAGUAGUCGAUCCAGUACACCUAGGUCACCAUCUACAUCACAGAAAUAUAAAAAAGGAGAUGUAGUUUCUACUCCUAAUGGAAUAAGAAAAAAAUUCAAUGGCAAACAGUGGAGGAGACUUUGUUCUAAGGAAGGAUGCACAAAGGAAUCUCAAAGGCGGGGUUAUUGUUCUAGGCACUUAUCAAUGAAAGGACAAAAGAAUGGGCGAGGUUAUCCCAGUAAAGGAGAUGAUGGACAGAUUGACUGGGAGACCCAAUCAAAUAGGGAUAGUGAAUACGACACGUCAGCUACACCAGUACGCUGUGAUGAAGCUGAGGCAGCUAAUAUGUUAUUAUCUCUGGGAAAUUCUCGAUCCACCACACCUGCCUACUCACCAACACCUAUGCAGAAUCCACUGUCACCGUUAACAGGAAGUGGACCAUCGCCUUCAACGGGAGGAAGAAAUUCUGUAUCAUUCACUCCUAUAUCUCCACUUCCCAGGUCACAUGCACAAGUUUAUAUGAAUUCUCCAACCAGAAGUUGGAGCUCAAAGUCUGGGAGUUCUUCAUCAGAGCAUGUAUCCCCUAUUACGCCAAGGUUUCCUUCAGGGUCUAAUGCCUUAGGGAUGAUGCAGCCUCAUUCAUUAGAACAUUUAUAUAAAAAUACUAAUCUUUCAAAGCAGGAUUCAUUACGAAGUGAAGAUUCUGGUAUUGACAUUCACACCCCGACUGGUCCAGGUUCUCAGAGAAGUCUGCCUUUUAGUGCUUACCCAAGUCCAUUACAGCAACAGAGAAUGGCAAGUUUAUCUAACAUGCCAAUGCAAGAGAUUCAGAAUAGGAUCAAAUCUACACAGAGCCACUCGCUCAGUUCAAUGCCUUCUCCUAAAUCUGUUCAGGAGAGACAAGCAGAGAAAACAUAUCAUCAGUUACGCAAUGUGCCAUUUGCUAUAAAUAACAAUCAGGUACCAAGGGAGGUAACCUCAAACAAUCAUCACAUGACAAGUGUUGCCAUAACAACUAUGGCAACUCUUAAAAGUUUGAUUAGUGCUAGUCCAAUGAGGACCCAAUCUUCUAUCAGCCCAGACCCUAAAACAGUUUAUGUAAACAAUCACAGCCAUGCUGGAAAGCCACCACAGAAGAUGUCCAUUAUACAGCAACAAUUACAACAGAUUACACCGAUGUCAUCAAUGAUAUCAGCACCUGUAACAUCAUUAUUACCUGUCAUGCCUGUCACCGAUGGCCCACAGAAAGUACAACAAAUUACAGAUAUUUCUACAGGAGAAAAUUCAAAUAAACCCGUGCCAGUGUUUCCUUGGCAUUCACUGGUUCCCUUCCUGACAAACACAGGACCUAGCAGUGGUAAGAUGGCUCCUCCUAUGGAACCAGUACAUCAGCCAGGAGAGUUGAAGAGGCUGUCACCUGCUCCACCACCAUCAUCUCAGAAGACCAAUGAACAUCAUCAUAGUAUAUCAGAAGCAGGUCCUUCAGUUUUGGAAGAAGAAGACAAUGAUGACUAUGAUGAUGAUGUGUUUGAUACUAACGAUAAACUUCCUGUCCAAUCAGAAUCUCCUCACGCUGAUGGGGCGGAGAAAGCAACAGGCAAAAAAGACAGCAAAGCAGCAAUAGCAAAAAGAAGGACACAAUCUCUCAGUGAUUUGAAAAACAAAGAUGAACCUAAAAGUCCCAGAAAAACAAAAGACAAAGAUCACAUCAGAAGACCAAUGAAUGCCUUCAUGAUAUUUAGCAAGCGUCACAGACAUUUAGUCCAUCAGAGGCACCCUAAUCAAGACAACAGAACUGUUAGUAAAAUUCUGGGAGAGUGGUGGUAUGCCUUAGGACCAAAAGAGAAACAGAAAUACCACGAUCUAGCUUACCAGGUGAAAGAAGCCCACUUUAAAGCCCAUCCAGACUGGAAGUGGUGUUCAAGGGAGCGUAAAAAGUCAAGUACGAUUGCUGAGAAGUUAAAACAGCGUAGUAGUACAAGUCGUAUUGAUGAUGAUGUCUUUGAAGAAGAAGAGACUGUAGAAGGUUUACCAGAUGUGGAUAUGGCAGAUGACGAAGAUCUCAAUAAAGAAUUGUCAUUGUUUGAAAUUAAAAGGGGGAGAUCUCAAAGUUUAUCAGCAGUGCCACAGGACGGAGACACAAGAUCGGCAUUCUUUCCUGCUAGUCAGACAGGAGAGGACAGACAGAAAUUUGCUGAGGCAUUAAAAAGACAGCUGUCUCAAACAUUUGGAGAACAGGAUUACCAUCAAUCUGAGGACAAUAAUCAUCCCCCUCAACCAAUGAUGCAGCCACAACACUUACCUAGGCCACGUCCACGGUACCAGUCAGUUACCAGACAACAGGACCAAGAGGAACCAGUCAGUGAUGAUGAAAGAAUGGUGAUAGAUGAAUCGAACAAAGAGGCUGAAGGCAAUGAAAGUGAGAAUGAGGCUAGUGACCUAAUUUGUAAGGAGCAUGUGUCUGAUAGUGAAACUGACAGUCAAACAGAAGAAGACAACCUCAUUGAAAACAAAGCGUUUCCACAGCAACGAUUUUCCCCUGUUAAACAUAUCAAUCCUGCAGACAUCACAUACCGUCCAACUCCUAUACGCAAAAUACCUGAAUCUCCGGUCAAAACUCCAACAAGAACAGUGGGUAAUGUAGACGUGGAGCAACUAAUUCCACGUCCUUCAAGUGUUGGAUCUAGUUUCCAACCAACAGGGGCAGUUUUCCGUGCCAAAGUUAAGCCCAAUCGUAAUAUGUCUAUUGGUAGUAUGCAGGAAUUAAAGCAAAACUCUCGCAUUCAAAUUACCCAGCAUCCAACUGUCAAAAUGGGGCAGAUGAAAAUUCACAAUAUAACAAUGACAACAAAGCCUAAUGAACAAAUCUUAAUGUCUUCUAAUACAGAAACAAUACUUGGUGAUCAAAAUGGUCAAGGAGCAAUGAUGAGAAAAACAUCACAAAAAAUGAGAGGGAAACCUGCUCCCCUACAUCAGAAUGUUACGAUGGGUGUCAACAGUGGUAAUAUGUUCCCUGUCACCUCCAGUAAUAUACAAAUUGUUAAUUCUAACCAGGCGUAUUUAACUAAUGCCCAUUAUGCCAUCAAUACUGUAGCCUCUACUUAUUCCACUAUGGGAAAACCCAUCUCAACUCCAGUACCAAUAGCCUCUAAGCCUAUUGUGUCAAUGCAACAGGGAGCCAUGUUGAAACCUACAACCCUACCUGGGAUGAAUUUACAGCAGCAACAACAAGCUCUAUAUCAAAACUCACAAAACAAUGGUACCAUAGUCUUACAGCCUUCUAAUCAGCAGUAUGGCAUGACCAUCCUAAACUCUGCAAUGCCUAAAACAUCAGCUAUUCAGACGAGUAUGGGAGGAGGAUAUAUCACAACGUUACGUAACAUUGCCCCUCCACAGAAUCACCUAGCCCAACAGCCACACACACCAACACACAGUGUAGCUCCACAGACUGUUCUAACUAAUGUUGUACUCAAAACAACUCAGCAACAGAUGGCAGCACCUCUUACUGUGCAGACAUCUCAGUAUCAACAACAUCAGGCAUUUACUCAGGCAAAUCUACAGCCCGCACAACUUCAAUAUAUCCUGCCCUCAGUAAGGGUGGCUCCCUCUGGUGGAGGCAAAGUUCAAAAUAUUUUACAGAUGGCUCUGCCAGGGACACCAGUACAGCAAAGUAAUAUUCAGUUUACGUUUACAGGGAACCAGUCUCCACUUCCUCAACAUUCACCAUCCCCACAUUCAGCACAGGCUGGUAAAUUUCAAAUUGCAUCAGGAACGACUGGAUUGAGAUUAGUAGGACAGCAAGGGAAAGUUUAUCAACAGGCAAAUCUCAUGUCUCCAAACCCUAAUCUCAAUUCACCUAUUUUACUUAAUACCAUGGCCAAUAAACAGCAGACAGUUCUCACACAGUUCCCAGCUCUUAAUCAAGGUGUUGCUAAUGUAAUGGCCUCGCCCUUGACAACAGUAUCCUUGGCUCAGCCAGUAGUCUCCCUUGGAGCUCUCCAACAACAGCAAGCUCUACAUACACAUCAGUCCUUACCAACACAUAUACAGAUACAGCAAGGAACACAACAACAAAUAUUCCAGCAGCCAUCGACACAACAGAAAAUACUGUUGACUACUCCUAAUUCCAGAUCACAUGAUACUGUGCAAACAAUUAACAAUGUAACCAUGGUAGCAGGAUCGCCAUCUCCAGUAUCUAAGAGUAUUAGUUCCCCUGCAUAUGCAUAUGUUGGUUCUAUACAGCAAGGUUCACAAGGAGCAGUGCAACAAGUGUUGAUACAGCCUCAGGCAACCAGAUCACCGGCACCAAGUCCAGGGGUUAGCCAACAUAAUAUAGCCCCAAAACCUAUGACACAACAAACAGUUCAAAGUCCACCUCAGAGUCAAUAUCAAGGGACUUUCAAGUCACCCAAUACAAUGACCACUGAGGCCAAAGGUGAUAUAGGUUACAUCUCAGGUGGCAAUCAGAAAUCUCACAAGAUAAAGGCCACCAUUGCCACUAUACCUGUUGCCACAGAAAGUUUACAAGUCACGACAACCAUUCCAGCCUCACGGAUGAAUUCACAUGUACAGAGUCCAAGGCUUUCACCAGUCCAGCAAUAUGGUAGACCACAGCAGUAUGGCAUGCAGCAUAAACCUACAAGACCUUCACCUCUUGUCUUGACCUCUGAACCUUCAGAGGUCAGAGAUCAGAUCUAUGAUAAAAAAGAAGAGUUAUUACAAAAUUCAGAUAUAAAGCCACAGAGGGCAUGUAAAGGAAAGAAAUACAAAGAGCUUGUUGAACAAGGUGGCAUAAGGAAAGAGAGAAAAUCAUCAAAAGGGAGUACAGAUUCCAGUGAGGAGAAGUCUCCUACACAGAUACAGCCUCUACAAGACCCUCCUGAUCCAGCCUCUCUACUGACGGAUCAGACCCCAGAGCCUACACCAACAAGUGAGACAAAGACUGUAACGUUUAGUAAUUCUCCUAGUAUAUGUAUGCCUGCUCCACUCACGACCACCAUGCCAACAGCUGCAGACGGCAAGCCACCAGAAAGUCCAAGGAAGACAAAGAUCAAGCCCCCACCAUUACCAGUUAAUGUUUUACAGCAAGCCUCCUCGAUACAGUCCCCCAGCAGUACCAAUAGUCCACGGAGGGUAACAUUCAAAAAGUCAGUGUUAGAUGGCAUGGAAAAAGUACUAGAAAGAGUUGAUUUUGACAGAAGAUUUGAACAACUACCACAGUUUGUUCCAGAAAGUACCGAUAUGUCUUCUCCAUUACCACAAAGUCCCAGGGGUAUUAUAAGUAACUACAGGAAGAGGGGCAGAAAGGUGUCAUCUCUAGCUACAGGUGAACUGACUCCCAAAGAUAUAGAACUGUAUGAAGGACAAUCUCCCAGCUACAAGAAAGUAUCCAGUGAGUCAGAAGGAACACCAAUGGGAACGCCAUUAGGAACACCUUUAGGAACUCCAUUAGGAACACCUUUAGGGACACCGUUAGGAACACCAUUAGGGACACCUCGCACACCAAUGACAGGAACACCUCGAAGUGCUAGAUUUAAUGAUGAUAACAUGUUCUUUGGUAAAAGUUUCAAUCUUGAGACGUUAGCAGAUACUGCAGUCUUGACCAAACCUGAUGAGUUUGGUGAUGUUAGUUUAGGUUCACCAAGAACACCUAAGACACCAAGUUCUCCAGGACAGUUUUCCUCGUUGAGAAGGAUCUUGGAUCAGAGGAGACAACUUGUGAUGCAGUUAUUUGAGGAGUAUGGACUGUUUCCAUCAGCACAAGCAACAGCCUCAUUUCAAUCAGAGCAUGCAAGUAUAUUCCCCACCAAAACUUGUCUACAGUUAAAGAUACGAGAAGUUCGACAGAAAAUGAUGGCUCAGUCAGCGGCAGUAGAGAGGGCAGCUACAGGAGAGGAUUCUAAUUCUAUAGGAAGUACUGGCAGCAUUCAAGGGGGAGAUAACUCCGGACAGGGGCAGUCAGAAUGAUGUCAAGGAAGAUAACUCUGGGCAGGCCCAGUCAGAACGAUGGCAGCAUAUUUGGAGAGAAUUCAAAGAGGCAGGUCCUUUUUGGAAUGAAAUAUAUUUUAAUUUUAAAAUAUAAUAUUUGUUACUUUAGAUUUUAGUUGUUGUAAGUUGUGUAUAUAUAUAAGAAUCUUUGUAAAUAUGUACAGAAAUGGACAACAAACUGUUUAUAGGUUUGGUCUUAAAAUGAAAAGCAAUGUUUUAGCUUGGAUGACUAACUGUAUUAGAAUAUCAGAAAAAGAACGAUUGCCCUUGGAUUACAAACUGUAUUAGAAUAUCAUAAAAAGAACGAUUGCCCUUGGAUUAAAAGCUUCACAAGUAAAUCUCAAGACAAUGUUACAAUGUGAUGGUUGGUCAAAUCUUAACUGUUUAUAAUUAUUGAGUUGUUUUAGAUGGAAUGGCUGAAAUCCUUAAUAAUGCAAUGAUUUGAACAAAUAUUUAGUGGAAAGUAAUUUAAUGUAUAAGUUAUUUAUAUAGGCUAAUAACACUUGAAGUUUUUUAUUUGAAAUGCUAGAAUUAUUAUCUAGAAAAGAAAAAAAAAGUUGUUUUUUUAAAUUAUAUUUAUUUAUCCUAUUGAAAUUAUUAUACCUUUCAACAAGUUGGAAUGAUAGGUUUUGCAGUCUUUGUGUUUAUCCAUCUGUUUAAUAGUCUGUUUGGUUUUUUAUUACAUACUUGGUUAUGUCCCUUUAUCUGUUACAUACUUGGUUAAACUAUAAGUUGGGUUAGUGUACAAUUAAAUUGUGGGCACAGUAUCUUGAAACUAAGACAACACAUGUUCAUAUUGAUAUGACCUUAUUUAUAUAUGCAAAUUUAGUGUUUUGACCAAGAUUUCACAGUGAAAUGAACUAGGAAAAACGAUAUCAUGAAAUGGCAGGGUGGCCUGUAAAAUUAUACAAACAUCAAAAUAUAUUGUCCAUGCAUUGGAUGUUACUUGAAGAUGUUUUUUAAUAUGUUUUCUUCAAAGUUUUCAUGUUUUAUAAUUAUAAUUUAUCUAAAGGAAAUCUUAUUAUCUUAUGAAGAACAAGUGAAAAAUAUAUUCAGCAGUCAAAUGAAAACAAAAUAUGAGAUUAUUAUUAUGUUUAAGAUGAAAUAGUGUACUAUGUAUGUCUGUGUUCCAUCAUAUUGAUGUAAGGACCUUUGAUUCGAACUUAGAAUUUAAAUUGUUUAUUUUUUGUUGUUAUUUAGAAUGGUAAGGUCAAUUUUUAAAAUUAUAAUGACUCGUAAUAUGAAUUCAAUUAACUUUAUGGAAUUUAGUAUGAUAAUAACAGCUAUUGCAGCAGAAACUUGAGUCACCAAUUUAACCUGUCUAUACAGACCACUUCUACAGUCACCUGUUUGUCUAUACUGAACAAUUGUUUUAUUUUUGAACAAGUCUACAGUUCAAGUGCGAUUAAGAGUUCGAACAAUUUGCAUGAAAGAUGAUCGGUACUUUCAAACUUUUUACAGUUUGGUUUAAUUAGGUACUUUCAAACUUCUCACAGUUUGGUUUAAUUUUUAAAAUGAAAGGUACUUUCAAACUUCUUACAGUUUGGUUUACUCCUUAUGAUGAAAUAUUUAGAGGGAGGGUGAUCAUAGCAGAAAACAGAUGGAUAGGAUUACUGUACUUUAAAGUUAUUUGAAGAUGUGCAAUCAGAAUUUUUCAAUUAAACUUAUUUUAAACUGAUUUUAUGUACAUAUUUCUAGAGUAUGAUGUAUAGUGUUAAGAGAUAGAUAUAUUUAUAUAUAUAACAUGUAUAAAGUGCUUCUCCUUUUGUUACCCCUGGUAUGAAAUCUCCUGUUGUUACCCCCUGAAAUAUUUGUUAUUUGUAGAGGGUGUUUGUUUGUUAUAGUGAAUAUUGUUGAUAUCUUACACUACUGCAAAUUAAAUUGUUAUUUUAAACACAAGGUUAGCAACAUAACAAGAUUGACCGCUAUAUUCAGAUAUUUUCAAAAUCAUUCUCCUGACUAAAAUAUGUAUGAUAACACAAAUGUUGUUAUUGAAAUAUUUGUUUGGAAUAUAAAUGUAAGUUGAAAGAAAAUCAGGUCACAAUUUUAGGAUUAAAGGUGACCAUUGACCAGAAAUUUUGGUCCAACAUAACUAGUUGUAUGACAAACACAAAAUGGUUAAUCUCAACAAACUUUACAAAUUACAUAUCAUAACUUGCAAAAAAGAUCGUGGAAAGUUGAUUACUUGUGACGCAAGAUAUCAAUAAUUUUAAUAAUAUGGUGAAAAUGAAAAUGAAUCAAAAAAUUUAUGCCUUAGCUGCCAUUUCCUUUAUAUUUAAAUAAUGGAUGUUGUAACAUAAAUAUAUUAUGUCGGAAGUUGAAUGUAAUUUGUUUGUCUUGAAAAUAAAAUCAUGUUGAACAAAAGGUUGCCAAGAGAAUGCUCUUAUUUUAUCGUUGUACCUUACAUUUGGUAUCUUAAACUGUUGUUAUAUAGGAUAUUUUACUUCUUGAAUUAAUAUUAAAGUAAAGAGAUAUGUUAAAAGGUUAGUCAUUUGUUUUAGAAUGGUUAGUGUAUUUUAUUAACAUUUUCCUGAUUUUAAACGACAAUUAUCUCCCUUUGAUUUGAGUGCUAUAUUUUUUAUAAAUGUAAAAUGGGUUAUACACAAAUUUAUGUUCAGUUUUUCUUGUAUUUAAUGUGAAUGUUAAGAAUUUUUCAAAGGUCUAUUGUUUGUGAGAAUUUAUUGGUGGCAAGCAGAAUUAAAUGAGCUUUCAUGUGUUUAAAAACAAAAAGGAUCUCACUUCUUUUAAGUGCAAUAUUUCGAUUACUAUGUAAUGUAGAAUGACUUUUUAAUUGUUGUUUUUUAUUAGAUCAUCUCCCUUUAGUAAAAUGAAAUGCGCUCAGAAUAUUUUUUGUUGUUUAUUUUUUAAGAUUAUUUCGGUUUAGUAUGUCCCAUGUCUGCUAUUAUGGAACAACCCUUAAAUUUAAAGGAGAGAAUUUUAUGUGAGGUGUGUGAGUUCUUGAAUUUUCCUUCUUCAACAAACACAUCAAGAUAAAAUAUAGUUUCUUCACUGUUUAGUUAAGACACAAAAUCAAUAUUAUCAAAACAAGUAUAUAUAUUAACCCCAGGUUUAUGCUUAAGAAUUUUUACUCCUGUCAUAUAUUAUUAUUGACAGAUUAAAUUGAUCUAAAUUUAGAAUAUGUAUGUAUAGAAAAAAUAAAUUCAGAAAUUCAUUACGAAAUUUGGUAUUGCUGUUCAAAUCUCUUAUAAUACACAGCUACUUUUUCAUAGGUACUAUUUCUGUACUUAAAAAAUGCAGUACUGGAAAUUUACUUUUAAUAUUUAGUACUAUUUCUUUACUUUAAAACUAUUGUAAUAUUUAGGUACUUAUAAUUUACAGUACUUGAUUUGUACUAAAUAUUUUGGUACAGAAAUAAUACAAUAUUCCAUGUUUGAAAAUCAUUACUUAAAGAAAUUUCAAGUACAAAUAAAGUACUGUAAAAUACGGUACCUAAAUAUUACAAUAAUUUUAGAGUAACAAAACAGUACUGACUUUUAAAAGUAGAUUUCCAGUACUACAGGUUUCUGUAUAUGUUGUCGUAUAUGUGGCUUCAUUUGUCAUAAGCCCCUUUAAACUUUGAUAAGUCAGACUAUUUUUUUCUGUCAAGCAAAAUUUAUCUUCUACCUGUUGCAAUAUUGAACAAUUUUGUGUUUGUUGUUGUUAUUGCUUUUGAUAGGUGGCUUAUUGACCCAUGUUGUUUGUGGUUAUUACACUGUAAUAAUUUUAACCUUAAACUUUGUUUUUAGCAUAAAAUACAAGGUGAAACUGAACUUGAAUUUGGAUGACCAAAGGAAAUGUAAAUAAUGAAUAUAUGUAUCAUAUGUGUUGUGUACCAUUGAUAGUGUAUAUAUGUAAACAACAUGUGUAAUGUACCAUUCCUACUUUUUUGUGAAUCUGUUGUAUAUAUUGUAAAUAUUUGUUUAAAACACAGAUCAUCCAUGUUUUAAAUAUACAAAUAUAUUUUUUUGAAUAUAUGUGGAUAAUAUAGGAUACAGAAGACUAAUUCAUGACAUACAUUUACUUGACUAAACCCAAAGACCAGUGUUAUUAUUGCUAUUCGUUAUCUUAAACUCCUAAUUAGAAUAUGUAAAGUAUAUAAACAGUAUACAAAACACAACAUAGAAAACUGAUGAAGACCAAGCAACAUAAAAACCACAAAAAUUAGGCGUGAAGUGAGGUGCACACCAAGGGGAAGCAGUUCCUACUUCAGAAGUGGCACCCUAAUUGAGAAUUUCAAAGAGUUAUUAGAUAAGUCAUCUACCACAGGGAAGAUUUAUGUGUCGAAAUACGGAAAUAUUUGUUUGUCAAAAUUACUUUACACAAAGCCUACUUGUUGUCAUUUUAAGGCAUAAGUUCUUUAAAUUAGAUAACACAGAUUAUAUUUUCACCAUAAUAUAACUCUAGAAAAAUAAAUGUAUAGCAAAAUUUCAGUCAUUGAUAUUGACUUAAGGUGGUUCCAUACACUACAGGGAGAUAACUCUGUAAAGUCAGCUAAACGUUUUAAUUACAUUGUGUUGUAAAGGGAAUGUUAAGCUUCUGAAUUAUCAAAAUUGGUGUUUGUCAAACUGCUAUAUAACCAGUGUAAUUUUUCUGACAAAAUGAUUGGUUCAAAAUUUUUAAAAUUUGUUGGAUGGUCAAAGUAAAUACAUUGUCCAAAUUUUAUGAAAAUUAAAAUAGCCAAAUUAAUUUUAGUGAAAGUGUUGAGUACUACCUUAAUCCCUUUUCCUAAGUAACAUUUGCAUCCUAUACAUUUAUUGACCUGCACUUUUCUGAUAUAAAAAUUGACAGAAUACUAAUCUCCUACAACAACUAAAACAGAAGAAAAAUAAGGAAGUAGUACAAUUAGUUGUAUAAACUAUCUCCUUCUUCCUUAGAAACAUACCAUAGUAUUGAUUUAAAGACUCUAGUUUCUGAUUUAAUAGCCCACACAAUUUUUACAGUUCAAAGGUUUCAUGGUAUGAAUAUUUAAAACAGGGAUGAUCUUAUCAGUGUCUGUGAUAGAACUCUCCUUUAUUAGAGGUACAAAAGUUCAUGUGAUCUCUCGGGAGAUUUGUAUAUAAGUAGAAUUGACAAGCUUACAUAAUACAUGUUAUAUCUUUACUUAUUUGUAAAGAAUAAAAACAACUUAAAAAUG
Molecule: messenger RNA, 12661 nt
Organism: Mytilus trossulus (common blue mussel)
Lineage: Eukaryota; Metazoa; Mollusca; Bivalvia; Mytilida; Mytilidae
Product: protein capicua homolog
Exons: 21
Coding region: 331-7506 (2391 amino acids)
Biological process (GO): regulation of transcription by RNA polymerase II
Cellular component (GO): nucleus
Molecular function (GO): RNA polymerase II transcription regulatory region sequence-specific DNA binding; DNA-binding transcription factor activity, RNA polymerase II-specific
Source: RefSeq, a predicted model, not a curated record